AUGUCCACAAACAAUGUGUCGGACCCACGGAGGCCAAACAAAGUGCUGAGGUACAAGCCCCCGCCCAGCGAGUGUAACCCAGCCCUGGACGACCCAACGCCCGACUACGUGAAUCUGCUCGGCAUGAUCUUCAGCAUGUGCAGGCUCAUGCUCAGGCUGAAGUGGUGCGCUUGGGUUGCAGUUUACUGCUCCUUCGUCAGCUUUGCCGACUCCCGGAGCUCUGAAGACACGAAGCAGAUGAUGAGUAGCUUCAUGCUGUCCAUCUCGGCGGUGGUGAUGUCCUACCUGUAG
This is a messenger RNA of Sorex araneus (European shrew), 291 nucleotides long. Its product is annotated as PAT complex subunit Asterix-like. Gene Ontology annotation, biological process: protein insertion into ER membrane. Gene Ontology annotation, molecular function: protein folding chaperone. The record is from RefSeq and is a predicted model, not a curated record. The transcript has a single exon. Lineage: Eukaryota; Metazoa; Chordata; Mammalia; Eulipotyphla; Soricidae. Gene Ontology annotation, cellular component: endoplasmic reticulum membrane. Bases 1 to 291 code for a protein of 96 amino acids.